AUGGCCACAGACAUCACCAAGGCCACAGACAUUCACUCAACCGCACACACCUCCACGACCACAGACCUCACCACGACCAGAGACAUCCACUCAACCACAGACAUCACCUCGACCACAGAUAUCACCACGGCCACACAUAUCGCCCCAGACAUCCACUCGACCACAGACAUCACCUCGACCACAAACUUCUACUCCACCACAGAUUUCCACUCCCCUACAGACAUCUACUCCAUCAUAAACAUCUACCUCCACCACGAACAUCCAUUUCACUUCAGACAUCCACUCUAUCCUAGACAUCCACUUCCCUGCAGAGAUCACUUCGACCCCAGACAUUCAACCCCACCACACACAUCCACUCUGCCACAGACAUCACCACGAUCAAAGACCACGAUCAAAGACUUCGCUACCACCACACACAUCACCAUGACCACAGGCAUGCACUCCACCACAGGUAUCACACCGACCAAAAACAUCAACUCCACCACAUAUUUCCGCCCUACCACAGACAUCCACUUUACUACAGACAUACACUCCACCACACAAAUCACUACCAUCACAGACAUCACUACCACCACACACAUCACCAUGACCACAGGCAUGCACUCCACCACAGGUAUCACACCGACCAAAAACAUCAACUCCACCACACACAUCCACUUUACAACAGAGAUCAACUUCACCACAGACAUACACUAA
Liolophura sinensis is the source of this 696-nucleotide messenger RNA. RefSeq names its product mucin-3B-like. Bases 1 to 696 code for a protein of 231 amino acids. NCBI's taxonomy places the organism in Eukaryota, Metazoa, Mollusca, Polyplacophora, Chitonida, Chitonidae. The record is from RefSeq and is a predicted model, not a curated record. The transcript has a single exon.